CAGAGGACAGGCAGUCAGGAUCCAGUUUAGGUUUAGGGGAGAAACUGAGGCGGAGAAAGCAAGUCAGACAGUGAAGGAGAGGAAGAAAGCAAGAGCCCGAGGUGAAAGGGAGUGUUUGUGCUCAGGAUGGUCAUGGCUCCGCAGCAUUGGGCAACUCUUCUCCUGCCUGGAUUAGACUUAAGGAAGCCCGGUGGUCUGUAGCAGCAGCAGCAGCAGCAGCAUCAUCACUCCUGUCCGUCAACAUGCCGUCUGUCUCUCUCAGCCUGCCAACAGCUCUGGCUGGACCUGCACGCACCUGGGUCUGCCUGUCCUGCAUGUUCUGGCCAGAGGAGUUGGAGGCUCUUCAUUCCCAUACGUUCCGGGUGAAGACUUUCAAGAAGGCCAAGCACUGCAGCGUGUGUAAACAGACCAUCAUCCAGGACGGACUUGUCUGCAGAGUGUGCCGAAUAGCUUGCCACAAGAAAUGUGAAGUCAAGGUGUCCUCAUCUUGUGUUCCAGCAACAAACUAUGAGCUGGCGCCGAGCAGUGACCUCCCUCUCAAACACGUAGACACCAUGGGCUCAACAAAAUCUACAAAGAGUGUGGAGUCACGGCGCAGACCAUCGAGGAGUGUGAGUCUGCUGCAGGCCCUGGACGAGAGCUACGAGCUGGACCUGAUCUACAUCACUGAGAGGAUCAUCUCCGUCUCCUUCCCCAGCAGUGUGGACGAGCAGAGUUACGCUGCCAACCUGCGGGAAGUUGCCUCCAUGCUGCGCUCCAAACACGGUCACAACUACCUGCUCUUCAACCUCAGUGAGAAGCGCUAUGACAUCAGCCAACUUAAUCCAAAGGUGUUGGACUUUGGCUGGCCUGACCACCAUGCUCCAGCCCUGGACAAAAUCUGCAGCAUCUGCAAGGCCAUGGACACUUGGCUGAGCGCGGAUAGCCACAACGUGGUGGUCAUACACAACAAGGGCAACCGGGGCAGAACUGGAGUGGUGGUGGCAGCCUACAUGCAUUACAGCAACAUAUCUGCCAGUGCUGAUCAGGCUCUGGACAGGUUUGCCAUGAAGCGCUUCUAUGAAGACAAAGUGCUUCCUGUGGGUCAGCCAUCACAGAAGAGGUAUGUAGAGUACUUCAGCGGCUUGCUCUCCGGACACAUCAAGAUCAACAACAAACCCUUGUUCCUUCAUCAUGUCAUCAUGCAUGGCAUCCCCAACUUUGAGUCUAAAGGAGGCUGUCGUCCUUUUCUCAAAAUCUAUCAGGCCAUGCAGCCCGUCUACACAUCUGGGAUCUAUAAUGUUCAGGGCGACAGCCAGACGAGCAUCUGCAUCACCAUUGAACCUGGUCUUCUUCUGAAAGGGGAUAUCUUGCUCAAGUGCUACCACAAGCGCUACCGUAGCCCGUGCCGAGAUGUGAUAUUCCGGGUGCAGUUUCACACCUGUGCUGUUCACGACCUGGGGAUCGUCUUUGGGAAAGAUGAGCUUGACGAGACUUUCAAAGAUGACAGGUUUCCAGAAUAUGGAAAAGUGGAGUUUAUCUUCUCCUUUGGUCCAGAGAAAAUACAUGGUCAAGGUAUGGACCACCUGGAAAACGGGCCGAGCGUCUCGGUUGACUACAACACACAGGAUCCCCUUAUCCGCUGGGACUCCUACGAAAACUUCAAUCAGAACUGUGAGGACACCACAGACGAAGUCAUCCAUACACAAGGACCCCUGGACGGCAGCCUUUACGCCAAAGUUCGCAAAAAGGAGUCUGUCGAAGGAACAGUAACAGCAAAUGGCCUUCCACCCACUGCUGCUGAACAUGCCCUACCCGCAGUUGACCAUGCCUUAUCAGUGAGCAGCGACUCAGGAAACUCCACCGCCUCCAUCAAAACUGACCGAACUGAUGAAGCAGCAGCAGCCCCUCAGGCGUCCACAGUGAGCCAGACACACGUUCCCGCGGUUGAGGAGUUACCCUCAGGCCAUCGCCACGCCACACCUGCCCAACAACCAAUCAGUCCCCAGGAGCAACAGGAGCUGGAGCAGCUGCUGAGUGGCUUGGAGGGGCCCAUGCACCGACAGGGCUACCUGUCCACCCCAACUUCUGCUGCUGGAGGGAUGCUUCACCUGGUGCCUGCCCAGGUCCAUGUCAAUGGGCACAGUAGCAUUGACCGGGAAACGGACAUUUUAGACGAUGAGCUGCCUACAAGUCAAGAGGGAAACAGUGUGGACAGUCUUGGAACGUUCUCCUCCACAGAUGGUAGGGCUACACCAGCUGAUCUGUACUUCCAGUCUGAGUCAGUUAUCAAUGGCCAGGACCAUGUGCCGUAUCUGGAGCGCAGUGUCCCAGAAAAGCCUCUGGAAACCGUCCAGCCACAGGUUGGCAACUCUGACAGUCCUGUCAGAAAUCACCAAAGUGAUUCAGCCUCAUCAUCGGGUGCUUACGUGGCCACCCAGAAUGGCAGUCUGUACCGUUCUCAGUCGUUUGGUGCAGAACCAAUAUCAAUGCCACAAGCUCCCACCCGCACCACCAGUAGUAGGGAUGCCGUGCAGCGUGGUCUUAACGUUUGGCAGCGGUUUGGUGUACCUGAGGAGCCAGUGACUGAAGGCCUCACUUUCAGUCCACCUCCUUCUGUAGCAGUGAUACCCAGUCACCACAGCCUCCCACAGUUCCCUCAUCGGCACAGUGCAUCCCAGCAAGAGAUUGAGCAAUCUAUUGAAACCCUUAAUCUCCUCAUGAUGGACCUGGAACCAGGCCGUUCACAGGUGCCAAAGUCCCAAAGUGCCCCACUGCGGGAAAACAGUGUUGUAGUGACCACCCAACCGUCCUUCUACCAAAGCCAAGCCAGGCCCUCCUACCAGGGCGAUGCCGCCAUUCACACCCAUUUUUCGGGUCCCAUGUCCAGCCUGGCCAGCCACUCGUCACCAGCUCAGGUGUCACCUGGGAAGCCUAGCACACCAGAGUCUGCACCUGUCCAGGGAUCUCUGAGUCACACCUCUGAAACCACUGGAACUAGUCCUCCCUCGCAAACCUCCCCUACUGUAACUGGCCAUGUCCAGUUGAAGCCCAUCAACACCUACCCACCAAGCACACUGUCUCAUUCUGGAGAGGUCUCUGAGCCCCAGAGAAGCCCUAGUGCUGCGUCAGCAUCACCCCAACCAAGAGACAGUGAGCCCGAUGAAGUCUUCAAUGUUGAAGGUCUGGUGGCUCAAAGAGUGGCUGAAUACUCGGCUCGUGCCCAAAGUGUCAUCCCCAGCAUGACCUCUUCUCAGUCUGAGCACCGCCGUUCUCACUCCCUCUCGGGUGUCCAGGCCCGUGCAGCGUCCUUGGAUGAGCCAGCGACUCUGCCUCGGCAUCGCAUCACCAGUGACGGCCAUUAUCACAAUGGUCCUGAUGACGGCUCCUCUCCUGAUAUCCCAGUUCGUUCCCCCAUUCGAUGUGUUUCUCCAGAGUUUGUCAAUGCCAUAGCAAUGAACCCUGGAGGCCGGCCUAAGGAGAGAAAUAUGCACAGCUACCGGGAGGCCUUUGAGGAAAUGGAAGGAGGCCCCAUUAGUCCUACACCCAUAGUUGGUGGUGAGGUGUUACCCCAAACCCCUGCCUUCCCCAUCUCGCCACAAACCCCUUACUUCAACCUGUGUCGGUCCCCUCCGGGUCUUGCCAAGACUCCACUGUCAGCCCUGGGGUUGAAGCCCCACAACCCAGCAGAAAUCCUCCUGAAUCAAACAGGCUCAGCCCCAAGAAGCUAUGUAGAGUCUGUGGCGAGGUCGGCAGUAGCAGGUGGAGAUCCGCCCACAUCGCCCCGGAGCCUUAGCCCACUGGGAGAGGCUACAAGCCAACAGAGGAGUCCAAGUCCCUCCACCCACACACUGAACCCACCUUUGUCCAGCAGCAGUCCCAUCCAGAGCUCACAGGGUGACCUCCCCCUAGCAGAGAGCAGUGUUAGCACUCCGUCCCAACCCACUACUGAUUCUGGCUUCCGCUCCCAGGCCACAGAGAGUGCCUACCCCACUCCAACCCCCUCAUAUCAAGCCGUGAACACUCCCACCUCUUCCUACCUGGAGUCCAGCUCUCCAGCCUCUUCCUACCUUGGCACUACUACACCUACGCUGUCCUACCUUGGCCCCAACACCCUUUUGGGGAGCCAUGUAGCCUCAGAUGCCAGCCUGCCCACCUCAGAACCCUCCCAUACCACACUCAGCCAUGGAAGUCCCCAUGCACAGCACCGGACCAACAUCCUUGGCUCCACUCACAGUCCCGUUCUCCAGCAGCGCUUGAUUGCUAAUCAGGACGGCUCCAUCAUGGGUCAGCAAACAUCACCAGCUAAUGGCUUUGAUGUGGUUAUGCCAGGAAUCAUACCAAGUGGCAGCCCCGUCCUCGGUCGUCGUCUGUCUCAGGGAGCUCAAAAUAGCCCAGUCCUCAGCAGACAGGCCUCUUUGGGACAGGGGUCUCAGCGGAGCCCAGUCCUCAGCAGACAGCCGUCCCUGGGUCAGCCCAUGCAGAGCAGCCCCGUGCUCAGCCGACAGCCAUCUAUCACACACCCCCAAGGAAGUCCGGUUUUGGGCCGUCACCCGUCUGUGUCACAGGUGUCCCAGAGAAGCCCCAGUUUGGACCGUCACCCCAUGCACAGUGGUUACACCACUCCAGAUGAGAGACACGGGAACCUGUCGAGACAGAGCAGCUCCUCGGGCUACCAGGGACCCCCCACUCCCUCCUUCCCCAUCUCGCCUGCAGGCUACCAGGAUGGGGGGAUGAUGGGGAUGGGUGUAGGGUUCAGGCAGGGUAGCCCAGCCCCUGGUUUCCAGCCCCAGCUUCCAGAGAAGAGGCGCAUGUCCAGUGGUGACAGACCAAACGGAGCUCUGUCCUAUAGCACCCUGAAUGGGAAGAUAAUGUCCCCAACAAGCGGAGGAAACACUCUCGGCUACUUCCACACCCUGUCUGACUUCUCCAGGUUCAAUAUGCCCGAUGGAGGUCCUGAGAGCAGACUGAAUGUCAAGUUUGUCCAAGACACAUCCAAGUUCUGGUACAAGCCAGACAUUUCCAGGGAGCAAGCUAUUAGCCUGCUGAGAGAGAGGGAACCUGGAGCCUUUGUUAUUCGGGACAGUCACUCGUUCAGAGGGGCCUACGGCUUGGCCAUGAAGGUGGCCUCUCCCCCGCCGUCCGUGCAUCAGAACAAGAAAGGUGACAUCACCAACGAGCUGGUGAGGCACUUCCUGAUCGAGAGCAGCCCUAAAGGAGUGAAGCUGAAGGGUUGUCCCAAUGAGCCUUACUUUGGCUGUUUGUCUGCCUUGGUCUACCAACAUGCUAUCACACCACUGGCCCUGCCCUGCAAGCUACUCAUCCCUACAACAGAUCUCAUUGAGGAAACACCAGAGGUCGCAACAACAAAUCCACUGGCUGAGCGGCUGAAACAAGGAGCAGUGCAGAGGGCCCCUGCUGAUUCCCAUGCAUGCAACGUGCUCUACAUCAACUCAGUGGAGAUGGAGUCCCUGACAGGCCCUCAGGCUGUUGCCAAGGCCAUAUCUGAGACACUGGCUGCCAUUACUCCACCUACUGCCACCAUUGUGCACUUCAAGGUGUCUUCACAAGGCAUCACGCUGACUGACAACCAGAGGAAGCUUUUCUUCCGACGCCACUACCCUAGCAACACUGUCACGUUCUGCGAUAUCGACCCUCAGGACAGAAAGUGGAACAAGCCUGAGGGAGGCACAGCCAAGCUGUUUGGGUUUGUGGCGCGUAAGCAGGGAAGCACAACCGACAACGUCAGCCACCUCUUCGCUGAGAUGGACCCUGACCAGCCUGCCAGCGCUAUUGUCAACUUCGUCUCGAAGAUGAUCGCCUCGCAGAAACAAUGAGAGCUGUCAGAAAACCCUGGCGCUUUUUUAAAAAAUGCCUUUGGUUAUUUUUCUUUCCUGUUAACCACAGACACUUUCUGUUUUGGACAAUUUAGCAUUUGGUUUGAUGCGCCACCUUAAUUUUCCUGCUCUUUUACAUUUAGGCAAAUGUGCGUGUGUUUGUGUAUGUAAGUGAAUGAAAGAGAACAAGACAGUGUGUGUGUGUGUGUGUGUGUGUGUGUGUGUGUGUGUGUGUGUGUGUGUGUGUGAUGUGUGAUGUGUGAUGUGUGAUGUGUGAUGUGUGUGCGGCUUGCAUGCGUGUGCUUUUCUUCUUGGACGGACUCCAGAAUGGACCAGAGGAAGUGCAGGAUGGGGAGUGGCUGUGUGUGACAAUGGGACGGGAGGUGAUUUUAAUCUCCCUGGCAGGGUAACUCAUGAACAGGAAGAGGGAAUGACGUUGUGUGUGCAAAUGUUAUUUUUUUUAGCAGUUGUUUCAUUUAAAUUUUUUAUUAUUUUUUUUUAAAGAAGAAGUCAAGUUGUGUGAUGUAAAGGUGGACUGUUUAUCUAUCAGGCUUUUGACUGGUCAACCAAAGAUUUUAAAAAAGUAGUCAGGGCGUGUAUAGUGUGCCAUUGUCAGAGGGUCGGAAGUAUUCUUUUGUAAAACAAAUAUGGCUGCUUAAUCAAAAAUACUGAACUGUUUCUUUCUGUAUGUACUGAUACUGUAGGUCAACUCUGUACCAUCACCAUCUUGCAAACGUUUUUGCAGCUGGUGAGGUCUGUGUAAAUAUUCUAGAUUGCUUUAUGAGUAGGACUGUUCUAGAUGACAUUUGGUGCCUGACUUUUUUUGUAAUGCAGAGCUUUUAAAGAAAAAGAAGAACAUAAAACUCCUCCAGGCUGUCUUAAAUAUGCAAAUGGCCAAACUUUGAAAUAAGGUUGUUCCCCAAAAUUCCACAGGUCCUUCCCGGUUCCAUGUAGUAGUGUAGCUAAAGAUGCAACUGAUGUUGUUCCUCUGAUGUGCAGCUAGAGUCUGAAAAAAAAUCAGCUAAACCUAUGUUUUGCAAAUUCGCAGUAUCCAUGCGAGCAUCAGUAAGAAGACCAUUGACUCAUGAACAGUCAAGUCUCCUGACAGUCCUCUGUUCAGUCUGUGCAGCACGUAGCCACACUAUUUUUCGCCAGGAGUUGUUCUGUGAGGACGAUCUUUAUGGAAAAGUGUUGUCCUGCUACACUGCUCUUCAGUUUUCUGUGCUGAAAGUUUCGGUCAAUAGAAAGAAGCUCUUUGCGUCAGCCGGCCAAAACUGUUAACCACCCACACCCUACCCAAAAGUAAGCUAUACAUAUAAAUAUACAUAUAUAGAUAUAUAUAAAAUCUUCCAAACAGUGACUUAAGAUAUUUAUUUUUUUGCUUUGUUGCUCUAUGUUAUCUUGUAUACAUGUAUUAUAAAGUAUACAUCAAGAUUACUGAAAGCGAGAAGAAAAAAUUGCUUUUUAUUUUGGCUAAAGUCGAGAGCAUUGACAUAUAUAAGGUGUAAAGUGUGUGCAUUUAAAAGUGUAUCACUGUUGUUUCUGAAUGUUUUUUUUUUCACAGCAUUACUUCCUAUUGUUAACAUUCUUGUUUUCUUGGGGAGGCUUUUUUGUGUGUUUUUUUUUGUUUGUUUUUUUUUUCUUAUUUUGUUAAGUGAGGGGAAAUAUUUUGUAUGAAAGAUUGUUGUUUCUGGAGUCCAAAUUGGAGUUAUCCUAAAGUGAUGCCAACAAAAUUGUUUUAUUAACUUAAACCUGCCUAGAAAAUACAUUGUCCAAGUUAAGCACUUAAACGUUGAAGUAUUAUCUGUGUUUCUACAAAAAAAAAAAAAAAAAGACGUUGACAGACCCAUUUCAUGUCAUCAUUGCAUGCAUGGAGGGAGAAUUCCGCGUUCCUCAAUCUCCAUCGCAUGGGACUGAGCCUUGUACUUGGAAAAUGAUUAAGUUCAGUUAGUAGCUGCUGCCCCCAUGUGGUGUAGAACUAUCAUUACAACAGAACCACUUCUAAUCUAAUGCAGUGUUUUAGCUGUGAUGACGGCAGGUCAAAGGGUAAAUGAGUUAAAUUUGAUCUCUGAGAAAAUGAACAAAACAGCAUUAAUUUUAAUAUUGAUUCCUAUGCUAAUUUUCUUAAAAUGAGUUUUCUGUUUGCAUUUUAAAGUCCAGUUCAAGGAUUGAGUGUGCAGAGAUUGCAUCUCCUUCCUUUAUGCCUGAUACACUAGGAUCAGUUGGCAGCAUGAUGUCAAAUAAUUAAAUAUGGGUUAGUCUGGGGGCCUACAUUGACUCAAAUGUACUUCAAAAAUAUGAAAAAAUACAGCACUUACAGGGCUUUUAUAUCUGACUAGAAUGUUCCAUUAUUUAUUAGCAGGAGCCUGCACGCUCAAGUCAGCUCAUUACCUUAGCUCUGCUGACUAUAAUGUGUACACAGUGUCCUCAAGUCUUACUCAACCAGUCUGUUCAGAAUGAUGCCCACAGGUAGUUGUCAUCAGGUUUUGGUUUGCGUGUGAUGACCGUGUCUUGACUCAGCUUAUGUCACAGAACAAUCUAGAUUUUUGCCAACAAAAUGCUUGUUGAGAAAAGAGGUCUCCCUCUUCUUCAAACUGAAUGUUAGCCAUUUGUUUGCCAAAAUGGAAACUCCAGUGGCAUCUGCCCACUUUGACAGGUCAGUCUGGACUGUAGAAUGUGCGUGAAUGAGCUACUACGCCUGUAUAGAGCUUUGUCAUUUUUUGGUUUGCUACAUUGUAUGGCUUUUACUAUUUCUGAUGGAAAAAAAAACACAUUAAAAAGCAGUACAAAUCAAAAAA
Toxotes jaculatrix (banded archerfish) is the source of this 8614-nucleotide messenger RNA. RefSeq names its product tensin 1b (gene tns1b). Lineage: Eukaryota; Metazoa; Chordata; Actinopteri; Toxotidae. The coding region runs from base 243 to 5816 and encodes 1857 amino acids. The transcript has 34 exons. Gene Ontology annotation, biological process: fibroblast migration. The record is from RefSeq and is a predicted model, not a curated record. Gene Ontology annotation, molecular function: protein binding.